AUGCUGAAAGAUGAUAUGUUUAAGUUCUGGAUCUUGACCACCGUCCUCAUCAAUUCUGUGCGGUGUUCACAAUACGCAUUCCAAAGUCAUCUAUUGCAGUCUUACGAAUUCUUUGUCAAUAGCAACAUGCCCUCUGCAACGUCAGAAUGGCACGAAGGCGAGCUUGCCAUGCACCAGCAGCUCAAGGUCCCAAAGCGAGGAAAUCCUACAUUCCCAGGCCUGGCGGCACAUUAUGGCAUGCGAGUGAUGCAGUCUUCGUUGGUAGCCCUUGGAACUCUGGAUAACGAGGGCCAUCCGUGGACAACGGUCUGGGGCGGCGAGCGUGCGUUUGCAAGGCCCGUGGCUGAAGGCGUGCUCGCGUUCAACAGCUCGGUUGAUACUCGUCAUGACCCUGUCUUCAGAGCUCUCUGGGAUGGCAUCGACGAGGAGGGCGUCAGACAAGGCGCCAUCAACAGGCCUCAUGGUGGUGAGGGAAAGGGCAUGGCGGGUUUGUCUAUCGACUUGGAAACGAGGGACCGCGUCAAAUUGGUCGGGACAUUUGUUGCGGGUGCUACUGUGGAUGAAGGCAAGACAGUUCAGAUGGCUAUGGGUGUAACUGAAAGCCUAGGGAACUGUCCGAAGUACCUCAACAAGAAGGACAUUAUACCCAAUACCAUGGCGCCGGAACUCGUCUCGGACAAACUUCCGCUGUCACAAGAAGCACUGGAUUUAAUUGCAGCGGCAGACAUGUUCUUCUUAUCGAGCACAAACGGGGUGACUAUGGAUACGAACCAUCGUGGUGGAAGUCCUGGGUUUAUGCGAGUUAUCAAGAAUGAAGAAGACGAACUAGAAUUGAUAUAUCCAGAGUUCUCGGGAAACAGACUAUAUCAAACACUGGGCAACUUCAAAGUCAAUCCUCUGGUUGGCCUUGUUAUUCCAGAUUACAACACUGCAGAUGUAGUUUACCUCACAGGCAGUGCUUCGGUUCUCGUUGGGGAAGAAGCUUCUACGUAUCUCGCGAGGACGAAACUUGCUGUUAAAAUCACAAUAACCGCUGCCAAGUUCGUCAAAUCUGGCCUUCCCUUCCGUGGUUCCCAAGGCGAAUAUUCACCUUAUAAUCCACCUGUUCGCCACUUGCUUUCAGAGCACGACGCACACAUUGGCGUUGCUUCUUCAAAAGCGGCAACGGCAAGUCUGACCAAGCGCGAGAUUCUAACGCCGUCUAUCGAUCGGUUCACCUUUGAACUGUCUUCGGCACAGCCCAUAGCGCAAUGGCGUGCCGGACAGUACAUCACGUUGGAUUUUGAGCCUGAGCUGUCGAAUGGUUACAGUCACAUGGCCGAUGACGAUCCUCAAAGUCUCAAUGACGACUACGUGCGAACAUUUACUGUGUCGAGUUCGCCAGAUAACAGUAAGGAGGUCCAGAUCACGGCGAGGAAACACGGCCCAGUGACGACCUAUCUAAGAAACCACAAAUUGCGAGUACCGCUUGAGGUAGAAGUGCUUGGUUUCGGCGGCGAAGAGGGUUUCCGCAUCCCUCUAGAGCCACAAGGUCACCGAUCCAUCUUCAUCGCCGCAGGCGUAGGUAUCACACCAGUCUUAGCACAAGCACCCGCCAUCCUCCAGCACAAAGCCCCAUUCACGCUGCUCUGGACCCUUCGUUACGAGGACUUGCCUCUCGCGAGCGACACAUUCUCCCGAAAUCCAGGACUCGCGAACUUGACUACGCUCUUCGUCACAGGCCAGCCGGACAAGGGGGAGCUACUAGAUGAGGCAGAGCGGGCUGGGGCACGGGUGGUGAAGCGACGAAUAGGUGCCGACGACAUUGAAAACUUCAAGGGCCAGAACGCCCGGUUCUUCCUGUGCACGGCGCCGGCACUAUUAUCUGCCUUGGAAGGGUGGUUGUAUGGGGAGAAGGUCGUGUGGGAGGACUUUGGAUACUGA
This is a messenger RNA of Fusarium sp. VM40, 1923 nucleotides long. The record is from the annotation of a GenBank genome assembly. Lineage: Eukaryota; Fungi; Ascomycota; Sordariomycetes; Hypocreales; Nectriaceae.